GAGUGAGGCAACAUGGUGCGAUGGUCAGUCCUGUCUUGUGCGUGAGGCUUACAGCAAGGUAUCACCCUCAGCUCAAUUGUUAGUCAUUCGUAAUAACAAGGUCGUUAUCGAAUGGUAUUAGGUCACCAUGGAGGACGACGUUAUCAUGCCGGACGACUUUGCGGAGGAAGACCUCUUGUCUCAGAUGAACUGGCCAGACCUUGACUUGGAUGACAUUAAGGACUUAGGUCUUGUGGAUUGGAAUGAAAGUGAUGUCAUGCCUCAUGGUGGAGUUGGUAGUGGACGAAUUAAUCAGCAAGCACCAGCAUCUAUACCAAGCAACACCUCGACUCCCUCUCAUGGGAGCAGCUUCAACACGACUCCCAGUAGUAGUAUUGGCAACACCAGUUUCUUGAACAGCAGUGAGAGUUUUCUCAACCAUAGUGGCUAUCAGAUAUCAAAGGUAUCAUCCCAACAGCAACAAUCACUGCAACAACCACAACAACAACCACAACAACAACAACAACAACAACAACCACAACAACCACAUCAGCAGCAACUAGUUGUGACCUCCAUAGGUGGAACACAAGUGAGACAGGUGGCACACGUUACCCCUCGUGUUAGUCCGACUUCCAUCAUCAAUGUCCCUCAGUCUGUGGUGACCAAUAAUGGGCUUAACCAAUCCCCACAGCUUCAACAACUACUCUCACAACAGCAAAUCAAUAUCUCACAGCAGCAGCAAAGCACAGUAACCCAGAUCCAGCCACAAACUGUCCAGGUACAACCCCAACUUCAGCAAGUGACCAUACCACAAAAUAUUGCCAAGAGGGUGGUCACUACUUGUGUUUCACAGGUGGUCCAGCAGCCAUCACUGAUACAACAGCUAGUGAUACCCAAAUCAGAAACUCUGACAACUUCAUCUUCAGGCCAGUGUAUUACUGUACCUCACACGGUUUAUUAUAAAGCAACGCCCACAAUAGCAACAAUCACAACACCCAUUCAGAACCUCGGUCAAACUACAGUUGUCACGGGCAUUCCUCUCAUGUUAGAAUCUGACCGUGUACCCCUGGCUCGAGUGGUUAGUUCGGCAAACAAGCCAAUGAUUGUACCACAGAAGGGAGAGAAGCGUAAUUCUCACAAUGCCAUAGAGAAACGUUACAGAAGCUCUAUUAAUGACAAGAUAUUGGAGCUCAAGAAUCUUGUUGCAGGUGAAGAGGCAAAGCUUCACAAGUCUCAGAUUUUGAAAAAGGCUAUAGACUACAUAAGAUACCUGCAGACACAGAAUUCUCGAUUAAGAACAGAACUCAACACAUACCGAAUGCGUGAUGGUAACCAGAAAAUCACGGAUUUGCUUGUUGGAUCAUACACACCGCCUCCAUCAGACAUAUCCUCGCCUGUUAGGUCACCACUCUCAGAGUCUUCAUUACCUCCAUCACCCAAAUCAACCAAGUUGGAAGUCAAGGAAGAGCAGUUGCCAUCACCAGGAACCACUCCACCGUACAUGACAAUGGCUCGUUCAUUGACGGAUAGCUCACGCAUGACGCUGUGCAUGAUGAUGUUAACUGUCCUUGCUUUCAACCCUAUGAGCUUGUUUGCGAAACAUCUUGCACCCGGUUAUUCUUGGUCAUAUGAUGAAGUUCCAGGAAGAACUAUUCUUGAAAUGGAUUCAGUUGAAGGUAAAUUCUCAUUCCAAAACUUCCUGUAUUCUUCAUUUACCGUGUGGAUGGUCAACUUCGCCAUCAUCGCUAUGUUUCUUGUGAGGAUAUUUGUCUAUGGAGAACCCAUCAUGAGGAGAAAGUCUAACACAGCAGAGAGCUUUUGGCGUCACCGCAAGCAGGCAGAUCUCGACUUGUCUAAGGGUAAUUACAGCAGUGCCUACCAACAGUACAGUUUGUCUCUAAUGGUUGUUGGACGACCAUUACCAAGUAACUUAUUGGAGAAGGCGUUUUCAGUCCUGUGGCAAGGGAUCCGUCAGAUUCUUCAGCGUCUAUACUUGGGACGAUGGCUGGCAAAGCAUGCUGGUGGACUUUUUCUUGAACAAUCAGUUCGUGAAGAGAUCCAGGAGAGUAUGUGUGAGUGUGCCUAUGUAUAUCAUAGGUUACAUAAACUGCAUCUGAUGGGACACUCACAGGAUUCAUCCACUCUCCUUGGCCUGUACUUAGCAAUGACGACAACGAACCUGGCUGAGUGCGGCAGCGUUGCAGGUGGAGACAUGGCUGAGAUGUUGGUCAUGUGUGCCCUCAGGGCCAAAGAAUCUCUACCGGAGCGCUGGCGUAUUCUCUCUCGUAUGUUAUUAGCUCAGGCAAAGCACAAAUUUUCCAAGACUGAUCAGACAAGUUUUUCUACCAUACAUUGGCUCUUUACUCCAUCUGGGAAAAGGUUCUUUGUUUCUCAUAAAUGGUCUUAUGAUGCCCAUCGAGAGAGUAUGUUUAGCCAGCUUACAAAUAAAGCUGAUCCCUUGGCUUACCUACUGCUGCUCUACAGGGAACAUCUUCUUGAGCGUGCAAUAACUACCCUGGUUAACCCUGGCAACAGAGCAGAUGAUGCAUGUGAGGAAAAUGCUCAGCGUCGUACCAAAACCUCAGAUGUACUGGACUAUAUACAUCGCUUGAAUGAAACCUACAAUGGAUCCGGCACAUCACUUGGUGUUUCUUGUCGUGAUGAGGUGUGUUGCUGGUGGGGUGCAUUGUUUGGUGUUGUGGCACACUGGUUGCUGGGUGAAGAUGACCAAGCAGAGUCCUUGUACUCCUCCCUUGAGAACAUUCCUGAGGCUCUAAAAGGUUCAGAUGAUCCUCUGCCAUUGGCUGUUCUAAAUGCUGCCAGAGCUCGGCGUCAAGUGGGCCACAGUUCUCCGUCAUCUGUGCUCCGCCUAUGUGAGCGUGCUGGCUCUGCGCUGAGUGACUCUAUACACCAAGCGUCUUACAAGCAACCAAACUCCAUGAUCCAGAGUGUACAGCUGAUAGUUGUGGACUGGCUCCUUGGUGUGCGAACUGUGGUGUGGGAGGGAGAGUCUGCUGCUGACUGUGACACUAUUACUGUGGCCCCGGCUCAUGUCCUUCAAGGUUUCCAGCACGAUUUGGCUUUGCUACGGAAACUCGUUCAGCACAUACCCGGUGUACUGACGCGUGUCUUCUUGCAUGAAGCAACUCUGCGGAUGAUGGCUGGAGCCUCACCAGCUAGAACACAGCAGUUACUGGACAGGUCUCUUAGGCACAGAUCUAACAAGCCUUCUGUAAUAUGUGGAAAGGAUAAGAAACUGGGGAGUUUGUCAGGUGAACGAGAACAUGCCACAGCACUGAUGUUGGCCUGUAGGCACCUUCCUUCUCCUCUACUCUCUUCUCCUGGUGAACGUGCGGGAAUGCUGACAGAAGCAGCAAAAACACUCGAAAAAAUAGGGGAUAAAAGAAGACUUCAAGAUUGUUACACGCUCAUGAAGAGUCUAGGUACUGGAGUGUCUUCAUAUGGUUAAUUGAAGAUUUAAUCAUUUGUAAUUUUUUCUACAUGAUUUAUGUACAGUAUUUUAAAAAUGUAUGAUAUAAGUGAGCAUUGUUGAGUUUAAUUGUGAUGUGUCUAAUUGUAAUUUUUUAAUACAUUGUAUGAUUGAUAUUUAUCAUACUUUUGCAGUUUGGGGGCCUGUAAGCUGCUGCAACUUUUUUAUUUUAUUUUUUAUUUUACUUUGUUAUUAAAAUAAAUUUACCCUCAUUGACCAAAGACAUCAGUUUUGAAAGAAUGUUGUUUGUACGUGGACUACAUAGUAUGCAAGUGAGGAUUUAAUUGUGUAUAUAUAUAUUUAUAUAUAUAUGUGUAUAUAUAUACACACAGUAUGUAGUAUAUACAGUAUAUGAAAUUAUUUUUCUUAGCCCAGAAAGUGAUUAUCAUUAUCCUGUGGUAAUAUGUGAGCUGUUAGCCACCACAAAAUAAUGUGUGGAAUUUUCACGCCAUCAAAAAAAAUUUGCUUGAUUUUCACAUUCCCUUAUAUAUACAGUGUGUUUUCGUCAGAACUGUAAGUAUCAUCUAUUUAAAGGGAAAAUGUGCUGUAUUGGUAAAAAUAAAAAAAUUAAAGUACA
Molecule: messenger RNA, 4046 nt
Organism: Homarus americanus (American lobster)
Lineage: Eukaryota; Metazoa; Arthropoda; Malacostraca; Decapoda; Nephropidae
Gene: SREBP
Product: sterol regulatory element-binding protein 1-like
Exons: 15
Coding region: 128-3448 (1106 amino acids)
Biological process (GO): regulation of transcription by RNA polymerase II
Cellular component (GO): nucleus
Molecular function (GO): DNA-binding transcription factor activity, RNA polymerase II-specific; protein dimerization activity; RNA polymerase II cis-regulatory region sequence-specific DNA binding
Source: RefSeq, a predicted model, not a curated record